Molecule: messenger RNA, 1797 nt
Organism: Endocarpon pusillum Z07020
Lineage: Eukaryota; Fungi; Ascomycota; Eurotiomycetes; Verrucariales; Verrucariaceae
Product: Eukaryotic translation initiation factor 3 subunit D
Exons: 2
Coding region: 1-1797 (598 amino acids)
Biological process (GO): translational initiation
Cellular component (GO): eukaryotic translation initiation factor 3 complex; cytoplasm
Molecular function (GO): translation initiation factor activity
Source: RefSeq, a predicted model, not a curated record
AUGCCUUCAAUCUCACUAGCCGACACUAUCGAAUCCCUGAGUCUUGAUGAUGAAUGGGGACCGGAAACUGUUACCAGCACCACUCUCGAUGGGGUCCCGUACGCCCCGUACUCGAAAGGUGACAAACUUGGCCGUAUGGCAGACUGGACGCAGGAAGGAAAAGAUGGUAGAGACGGACGAGGCGGCCGUCAAUUCAACCGAAAUUACAGAGAUCAGCAAGUGUAUGGUGCCGGCACCUCGUCCCUUUUCGCAGUUCAGGUAGCCGAGGACGAGUCAUCGUUUUCUGUCGUCGAUAACACACGAGCCUCCGCUAAGACCCGUGGUUUCGGGCGAGGUGGAGGUACAGUCUUCCGUGGUCGUGGCCAACGAGGUGCAGCACAACGUGGAGGAAGAGGCGCCUUUCAACGAGUUGGUCAAGGUCGAGGUGCCGCUCAAACAGGCAACCAGUACUAUGACAACCGUGGUGGACGGGGUGGCAGAGGGCGUCGUUUUGGAUGGAAAGACUAUGACAAACCACAGCGAAACCGAGAUUCUUCAGUCAACAUCCGACCUGAGUGGUCGAUGAAAGAAGAAAUUGACUUCAACCGCCUACUGAAACUCAAUCUUGAAACCUCGGAAGGUGAAGACAUCGACAGCUACGGUUUCCUCUAUUACUACGACCGCAGCUAUGACAAAACUCAAACGAAAAUGGCCGAGCGGAAGCUCCAGUCUCUCGAGCGGGCAGCUUACAACGUUACUACCUCUCAAGACCCCAUCAUUCAAGAUCUCGCUGAAAAGGAUGAAGCAACUAUAUUUGCGACCUCCGAUAUCCUCUCCAUGCUCAUGUGUGCCACUCGUUCCGUCUACAGCUGGGAUAUUGUUAUACUCAGACACGGUAACAAGAUCUUCCUAGACAAACGCAUUGACUCAACAAUUGAUCUUGUGACUGUCAACGAAAAUGCAGCGGACGCUCCACUAGAGGCAGAAACAGGUCAAGGAGGCACCAACCAACAAUCUACUGGAGUAAAAGCAGACAGCAUCAACACACCCUCAAAUUUAGCACUCGAAGCGACAAUCAUCAAUCAUAACGUCGGUCUCCAGACCGUCAUUGAAUCAGACAGUGCCAGACUCGACUUCCCUCACCCAAAUCCCUUCUACAAUCCUGCUGAGGAAACCGAACCCCUGGCCUCAAAGGCAUACAAAUAUCGUCGUUUCGAUCUUUCCCUUGAAAAGGAUGAGGAACCCCUCCACCUCAUCGUCCGCACCGAACUAGACGCUGUUGUCAAGAACAACAUCAGCGGCGAAGACCAAUUCCUCACCAUCAAAGCUCUCAACGAGUUCGACCACAAAGCCCAGGGCUCGGGCGGAGCGCUGGACUGGCGCACUAAGCUCGUGAGCCAGCGUGGCGCUGUGGUGGCUACCGAGAUGAAGAACAACAGCUGCAAACUGGCAAGAUGGACAACCCAGGCCAUCCUCGCAAAGGCGGAUCAGAUGAAACUUGGUUUUGUGAGUCGCGCCAACCCGAAGAGCAACACCAGCCACGUCAUCCUGGGUGUGGUAGGCUACAAGCCCAGGGAGUUUGCUAGCCAGAUGAAUCUAGGCCUCAGCAAUGGAUGGGGGAUUGUGAGGACAAUUGUGGAUCUCGUUAGGGGCUUGAGCGGGAGCGAGGAUAAGAAGUAUGUCCUGGUCAAGGAUCCGAACAAGCAGUUGAUCAGAUUGUACGACGUGCCGCUACAGACAUUUGAGGAGGGGGAUGAUGGUUCUUUGGGCGCUUUGGCGGAGAAGGGGGAUGGGAAGGCGGAUGAGGAUGAGGAGUAG